ACUUGUUGUUUAUUUACAUAAUUUAAGACAUUUGACGACAUAUUAAGUGAGCUAAGAAGACCUGAUAAAAUCAUCUACACUCAUGAUCAAGUACUUUGUUAUGGGAUUACGCGGUUUCUUUUUGCUGGCUGCUAAGAUCUGGAGUUUCGUUUGCUACUGCUUCAAAAGACAAGCCAGGACGGUUAUACAACAUCAAACAGUUAGAUAUGAAGUAAUACAACUAUCACCGUUAUCCAAGCAUAGACUUAGUAUGCUAAAAAGGAAAACACUAGUAUUGGAUCUAGAUGAAACACUGAUACAUUCUCAUCAUGACGGAGUAUUAAAGCCUACAGUAAAACCUGGAACCCCACCUGAUUUUGUCCUUAAAGUGAAUAUUGACAGACAUCCUGUAAGAUUUUUUGUACACAAAAGACCACAUGUGGAUUAUUUCUUAGAAAUUGUAAGCCAGUGGUACGACCUGGUGGUUUUUACAGCUAGUAUGGAGAUUUACGGUGCGGCUGUAGCUGAUAAACUUGAUAAUAAUAAAGGCAUUCUACGUCGUAGAUAUUAUAGGCAGCACUGUCAUUUAGCAGAAGGCAGCUACACUAAGGAUUUAUGUGAUAUCUGCAGCGACCUUUCCAGUAUAUUUAUACUCGACAAUUCUCCAGUGGCAUAUAGGAAUUAUCAAGAUAAUGCUAUCCCUAUACGGUCAUGGUUCAGUGACCCUACAGACACAGCACUUCUCUGUUUGUUACCAAUGCUGGACGCUUUGAGGUUUUGUAACGAUGUGCGAUCAGUGCUUAGUAGAAACUUACAUCUACAUCGGACAUAGCCCUGGAGUUUGUUUGUGGACAUUGUGUCAUCCUCACUGUAAUAUAGAACCUUGUAUUAACAUAUAUGUGUAUUACACCAACACACACACACAUACCCUACAUAUCACCAUCUCCCCAAACAUACCACACCUCAAUACAUAUCAAAGACGAACCUUUUGUAUCGCACACUAUAAAUCUAUUGUCUCUUUCCCUAUCCAGCUUCAUCCAACACUCAGAGACCCAACAGAAUUUUUUUUUCGUAGUCCUAAUUUUAUUAAAAAUACCAGAUUCCCUUCCAGUACAUAAAAAUCCAUUCCGUUUCUUUAUUUCAGACGUGGUAACAAUUGGUGUAUUUUGUAAAGACAACACAUUUACGUGCUUUGCUGCAGGCAUUGCUUCAAAAUCUGUUAUUACUUUUAAAGCACUUUUUUAAACAAAGUUUGAUUUUCAAACAUGACAUAUGACUAGCUAUUUGCUAUUCUACAAUUCAAUUGAUCUACAACAUGGCCAGUGGAAUGUUUGUGGCUGCAUCAAAAUUUAAGUUAUCAGGGACAUUAUCAUUCAUAUACUGGUAAGUUUGAUCCUGUUUAGAGCUUUCAACGAUCUCAUAGCAUAGUGACAAUGGCUUUUAGAUUUUAUGUAUCAUGGGUUUGGAUCUAAUGUUAGAUUCAAAGAUAGUUACUAUAGGUCCCCUAUGAAAACUUAGUAGUAGUGACAUACAUAUGGUAUAUAUGUGGAAGUAUGUUGUACUCAUUGACUGAAAAUUGGCAUGUUAGGCAAAGAUCAUAGGCCACUGGGUACCUCAUCACUUAGUCAUGUGAACAGGUAUGCUUCGGCUUUAGAAUAUUAGAACAGGUACACUUUUGCUUAAGACGAUUUUUUCUCCUAGCCUGUUGGGUACUGAGCUGCCCUUUCAUCAACAUUCCUUUAAUAAAGGAUUAGUAUAAGCUUAUAUAGCUGAUACAUAUAUCUACAAACUGAACAAUCACUUUUUUGGGUCUGUGUUUAAAAAUUCACUAGCUUCUGCUUCCAGCACAUUAUACAUUUACUUUUAUUUGUCAACAGAAUUAGAAAAUUUCAGAUGUUUGUUCGCUUUGCCAAUACAGUCAGAAAAAUGCAGAUGUUUAUUUACUAACACAACUAGAAAAAGAGAUGUGUUUGCUUUGCCAACACUAUUUGAAAAAUGGCAAUUGAGAAAAAAAACUGACAGAUUAAUAAUAUAAACAAUUGAUAUUAAAUCAUGAGAUAAUUACAAUGAUUUCUACCUCAUCAAACUAUUACAUUAUCUGCCAUUACUACAAUAAAAUAGAGAUUUAAACAGUAAUACUGAUUUCCAAUGUUGAUGAUAUAAGUGCAAACAUUUCCAUGUAUAACUUGUUUUUGAGCUUUUCACCAUUUUGUGCAUGUGGAUGUUGUAAAAUUAUGGUGAAUUUGAUGAAUAAUGUGUUUAACAAUUUCUAAGGUUUACUCCAUAUCAGUAUACUAGUCAAUAAUUAUGAACUAGUUAUGAAAAGGAUUUGUUUGAAUAAUCAAAUUGAACAUUCAUGUAUCUGAAAUAAGGGUAAUAAUAGAUUUUAUAUAUCCUUUAUACAUGGUCUUUGUUGAAUAAUUUCACCAGCAGUACAGUGUUUCUGUAUCAUACAUGUAUA
This is a messenger RNA of Ylistrum balloti, 2440 nucleotides long. RefSeq names its product CTD nuclear envelope phosphatase 1-like. Gene Ontology annotation, molecular function: protein serine/threonine phosphatase activity. The transcript is spliced from 7 exons. NCBI's taxonomy places the organism in Eukaryota, Metazoa, Mollusca, Bivalvia, Pectinida, Pectinidae. The record is from RefSeq and is a predicted model, not a curated record. Bases 83 to 811 code for a protein of 242 amino acids.